AUGUUGGACCUGCAGUCCUUGAAUCUUGCAGGCUCUAUAGCACCACAUGUUGGAAAUUUGAGUUUCCUGAGGGUCAUUUAUCUCCAAAACAACAGCUUCAGCCAUCAAAUUCCUACCGAAAUUGGUCAUCUCCGCAGACUUCAGGGUUUGCACUUGGAGAAUAAUUCACUCAGCGGUGAAAUUCCCUCUUACUUGUCAGCUUGCUCUCAACUCAUCAUAGUUUCUCUUGGUUUCAAUUUUCUGGUAGGAACAAUUCCGGAGGAGAUUGGCAAUUUGCGGAGGCUAAGAACAAUUGCAAUUUACCACAACAACCUAUCAGGAAGUCUCCCUCGGUCUUUUGGCAACUUAUCAUCUCUUGAAGUGCUUUCAGUGUCCACUAAUAACUUGAAUGGGAGUAUUCCAGAUAUUUUUGGCCAACUAGCAAAUCUUACAACUCUUAUAUUGGAUCUGAAUAGCUUCUCCGGUAUGCUUCCUCCCUCACUUUUCAAUCUCUCUUCUCUAAUAUUCUUCUCUGUGGUAGUAAACAGAGUCCAAGGGUCUUUGCCCUCAAACAUAGGUGUGGUCUUUCCAAGGCUUGAGUACUUUGAUAUUGCUCGUAACCAAUUUCAUGGACCUAUUCCUGUUUCAUUGUCUAAUGCCUCAAACCUAGCUCACUUUGGAAUUUCAGGAAACCAACUACAUGGAGAAGUCCCUUCUUUGGAAAAUUUACAUAGGCUUGAGAGAUUAAUUCUGGGAAUAAACCAUCUUGGAAGUGGGAAAAUUGGUGACUUGAGCUUUAUAUGCGAUUUGGUUAAUGCCACUCGUUUAGAGUACCUGGAAAUUAAUUCAAACUACUUUGGGGGCAUGUUACCUCCCUGCAUAGCUAACUUAUCUUCUUCUCUUGUAUCACUCUUUGUAUCUUGGAAUAAGAUUUUUGGAAGAAUGCCUAAUGGGAUAGGGAAUCUGCAUAACCUGGAGAAGCUUCGUCUGUCUUUUAACCAAUUUUCAGGUCACAUUCCCCCGGAUCUGGGAAAGCUUAACAAUCUAUAUGAAUUAGACUUGGCUGAGAACUUACUAUCCGGGAAUGUACCAUCCUCUUUUGGAAAUUUGAGUGGAUUAAAUAGACUAUAUCUGUCUUACAACAACCUUCAAGGAAAUAUCCCUUCCAGUUUAGGUCAGUGUCUCAACUUGAUUCUCUUAUCUCUUGCUUAUAACAAUUUAAGUGGUAUUAUUCCUGGAGGAAUGAUUGGGCCAUCAUAUUCAUAUGUUGAAUGGGAUCUAGGGGACAAUAACUUUUCUGGCUUCCUUCCUGAGGAAGUAGGAAAUUUAAUAAAUCUGGGGACUCUAGAUGUUUCUGGAAAUAUGUUAUCUGGUGAAAUUCCGACUAGGCUAAGUGGUUGUAUAGCGUUAGAGUAUCUAUACCUGCAGAGGAACUUCUUUCAAGGGACAAUUCCAGCAUCUUUGGGUUCACUAAGAGGUAUUAAAUAUUUAUAUCUUUCUCACAACAACUUGUCUGGAGCGAUUCCAGAAUUCUUGGAGGGCCUCGAAGUUCUGCAGUAUCUGAAUCUAUCUUAUAACCAUUUGGAAGGCAUAAUACCAGCCAAAGGAAUUUUCAUGAAUGCAACUGCCACAUCAGUCAAAGGAAAUAGUGGACUUUGUGGGGGCAUACCUGCAUUUCAAUUGCCAAAAUGCAGAUUUAGACAUACCAAAAGGCCAAGAUUGAGCCUCACCUUGAGACUAACAAUCUCCCUUGUUUGUGGGCUUCUUGGAGUUACCUUUACACUGUUGUUUUUGUACUUCUGUUGCAUGCAGAGGGAAAGAACAAGGCAAAGUAUUUCAAGUAAUUCAGAAAAUUUUCUCAAGGUGUCUUACCAUAGUCUUGUAAAAGCUACUGAUGGAUUCUCCUCAGCCAACUUGAUCGGCAUGGGCAGUUUUGGAUCAGUUUAUAAAGGAGUGCUCGAGCAAGGUGACACAACUAUUGCUAUCAAGGUACUUAACCUUGUUCAUCCGGGAGCUUCCAAAAGUUUCACUGCUGAGUGUGAGGCCUUGAAAAAUAUCAGACACCGUAAUCUUGUGAAGGUACUCUCUGCAUGUUCAGGUACUGAUUAUCGUGGCUGUGAUUUCAAGGCCUUAAUUUAUGAGUUCAUGGUUAAUGGGAGCUUAGAGGAAUGGUUGCAUCCUCAGGAAAUUAAUGGCGUGAAAGAUGAGAGGCAGAGGAUCCUAAAGUUUUCUCAGAGGUUGAACAUUGCCAUUGACAUUGCAAUGGCAUUGGAAUAUCUCCAUUAUCAUUGUGAGACCCCGAUAGUUCACUGCGAUCUCAAGCCAAGUAAUGUUCUUCUUGAUGAUGAUAUGGUUGGUCAUGUGGGUGACUUUGGGUUGGUAAAAUUCCUUCACAGAGCUUCUGACACUGUUUCUGGAGAUCAAUCGAGCUCCUUGGGAGUAAGAGGAACAAUUGGUUAUACUCCUCCAGAAUAUGGCAUGGGACAUGAAGUUUGGACACAAGGUGACGUGUACAGCUACGGCAUCCUUCUGUUGCAAAUGUUUACUGGAAGUAGACCAACCGAUGACUUGUUUCAAGGUUCUUCAAAUAUUCAUUACUUUGUGAAGGCGGCUCUGCCUGCACAAGUUCUAGAGAUUGUGGAUCCUGUUCUUGUUCAAGAAAAAAUGGAGGGAGAGAUGAGAAGAAACAAUCAUCUUAAUGAUGAUAGCACAAGGGUUUCCAACAAAGUUCAAGAAUGCUUGGCUACAAUUUUAGAAAUUGGUGUUGCUUGCUCCACAGAACUGUCUACAGCGCGGUUAGACAUUAGUGAUGUUGUUGCUGACAUGUGUCGAAUAAGAAAUAAAUAUCUAGCAAAUAGAAUUUGUGAAUAG
This is a messenger RNA of Rosa chinensis, 2850 nucleotides long. RefSeq names its product probable LRR receptor-like serine/threonine-protein kinase At3g47570. Gene Ontology annotation, molecular function: protein binding; ATP binding; protein kinase activity. The coding region runs from base 1 to 2850 and encodes 949 amino acids. The transcript has 2 exons. The record is from RefSeq and is a predicted model, not a curated record. NCBI's taxonomy places the organism in Eukaryota, Viridiplantae, Streptophyta, Magnoliopsida, Rosales, Rosaceae. Gene Ontology annotation, biological process: protein phosphorylation.